AUGAGUUCUAAUAAAGGUGAUGUAUCAAGAUGUGCUGAGUCGGAUGUUAUAAAUAAUAAGAUAGUAAAACGUUAUGAACAAUUAGAUGGUGAGAAAUGGUCAACAUGUCGAUAUUCAGGUGAAUUAUCAAUAAUAAGUCGUAAAAAAGUUGUCCGAUUAAGAUCAGCUAUUGUUGAAUUUAGUUUUAUGCUUUUAUCAAAAAUUCUUAGUCUUAAUAAAGUACAAACAAACUUUGUUUCAUCGAUUUACAGAUCCUAA
Molecule: messenger RNA, 258 nt
Organism: Rotaria sp. Silwood1
Lineage: Eukaryota; Metazoa; Rotifera; Eurotatoria; Philodinida; Philodinidae
Source: the annotation of a GenBank genome assembly